AGCUUCCAGUAAAUCCUUAACAGCCAUAAACUGCUGUCAGCUGUGGGAAAAUGCAGUUUACAACCUGCUUAUGUUUCACGAGAGCAAAUCCACUGUCUGCAUAUCUGCACAUUAUCUUUAUUUGUCAUCGUAAAAUGCCUCAGUAGCUUCUUAUAUUUUUAUGGAGCGGCCUGUUUGAGCAUGCCUGCCAUUGUGGUGAAGAACCUAAUACAGUAGUUUAGCAUGCUUGUUCCUCUCCUGUAAAGACGACCAGCUGAACCAAAAUAUCUUUGCAAUGCCAGGACAGCGGUGAGCUUUUGCGAGUGGGUUAAGAAUAGAUCGACAAUGGGGCUCACGCCUGUCUUCUGUUUUCUGAGGACAGACGGUUGUCUGCAGGGGACAGAGGAAGAGGGACUGGGUGAGAGAAUUGGAGUGUCAUGCUGCCCACCUGGAAGCCAACGUGAUCCUUUGUGGAAAGGGUAGAGGAGAGACAAGAAGUGGAUAGGAAGUGGAGUGCUGACUCAAUGAUUUUAGCCUUUGGUCCGAAACUGGAGGACCUGACGAUUUUGGAGGCCCUUGAGCACAGCAGACAUGGCGGGAUCAAGUGCCUCAGAGGUGCUUUUUAUCUCUGUCAAUCACAGCAUCACUUUAAUGGGAAAGGUGUGGCUCAUCGUGAUGAUCUUCCUCCGUGUCCUGAUCCUCCUCUUCGCCGGUUAUCCUCUCUACCAGGAUGAGCAGGAGAGAUUUGUGUGCAACACCAUCCAGCCUGGUUGCGCCAACGUGUGCUACGAUCUGUUUUCUCCCGUUUCACUCUUCCGCUUCUGGCUGGUGCAGCUUGUCAUCGUGUGCAUCCCUUACAUCCUCUUUGUCAUCUACGUGGUCCAUAAGGUGUCCAACGCCCUCACGGUGGAGCUGAACUCCCAGAAACAAACCAAAUCCUUUCAGCUGUUCAGAAUCCGACAGGAGCCGUUCAACAAGUUGCCUCUCGCGGUAGAGCAGCGAGGGUGGGCCCGGUCCUUCAGUGGAGCCUACAUCCUCCAUCUGAUGUUCAGGACUCUGCUGGAAGCAGGCUUUGGAGCAGCUCACUACUAUCUGUUUGGUUUCUACAUCCCCAGGAGGUUUCUGUGCCAGCAUGCUCCGUGCACAACCCAGGUGGACUGCUACAUCUCCAGGCCCACUGAGAAGACUGUGAUGCUCAACUUUAUGCUCGGCAUGGCCGCUCUGUCCUUUUUCCUGAAUGUGCUGGAUUUUAUCUGCGCCGUCAAGCGCUCAGUGAGACAGAAGAGCAAGAGGAAGAUGAUGGUGGAGAAAAUACUAGAAGAGGAGCAAUGCUUCCUUUCAGCAGGAGGAGUGUCUAGGGGCAACGACCAAGAGCAGGAAGCACAAGACGGGCAAGAGGGGGGUUUCCGGAAGAGGAGAGGCAGCAAGGGGUCUUGUGGAGUAGGGAAACGCGAUUUAGCUCAGGAACCUCCAUCCAUGGAGCGCUACUCUCUUCCUCGUUCUCUCGGCCCGCUGGGCUGCACCAUGAACGGUAACAAUGCCGAGUCGGUCUCCCAGGAGGAGGCUCCAGAAAGGGCCGGCAGCGAGGUGGCUCUCUGUCCCCUGGAGCCCAUGGGGACGCCCAGAUCUAUUCGUGUUAGCAAACGGGGCCGACUCAAACCUCCACCCCCACCCAGACGUGACCUUGGUUUUCCCUCUGUGGGGCCAUCUGCCCCGGUGGGAGAUAUUUCCACGGCAACAGCAAUCUGUACCAGGAAGGUGGGCCAGUACACGCUGGUUGAGGUUGGCUGCAGCGCAGAGCUGCAGACGGGUGACAACGGGCAGGAGAAAAGAUCCGAGUGGGUCUGACUUUAAUACUGUUGGAACCAUAUGAAGCAACAACAAUUUUACCACGUGACUGACCUGUCAGCCUGAGAAGAAUCUAUAAUGGCAUUACAUUCACCAGACACCUAUUGCCAUGAUUUUUUUUUAUCAUACCAUCGGGCUGCAUCUCCUUUUUGCAGCACUGGUCCAGUGAUGCAAAGUGACAAGAAUUCAGCAAAUCUCUGAACAAAGCAAGUCAGGAAUGACAGUGAACUCAAGCCCUAACUGUCAUUCAGCAAACCCAAUCCCUGAAACAAUCUAAAAGAGGGCAGCACACCUGUUGUUUGUUUUUUUCUUUCUCCCCAUGAUGCUAUUACCCCUUUUAUAAACAAAGGGAGGCCCCACCCCACCUGACUGACUUUAUUUACUGUGUCAGGGUCCCAGGGGUCAAAGCAGACAUGAGCAGCCUCUGGGCGACCUUUUGGAACGAGAGAGUCGGGCCUAAAUGAAAGGCAGUAAUCUCACUAAGUUGCUGUUACCACACGUAGACGACAGAAAAGGAUUCCUCCACAGCAGUGAAGGACACCGUGAAGGCCGAUAUAAGAUCACAAAGCAAUUAUGUUCUCCCAUAGGGGCUCUGUAUUUAUGGAGACAGCUUGUCACUCUAUUUCAGGGCCUCGCGGAGCUUAGAAGGAAUACAAACCUUAACAUGGGCUGACACUAGAAAUAGAGCACAGCGGAGCCCUGCAAAGGAGGACUGUGUGCUGCCCUUCAGGUUAUCUGUGCUCAGCUUUGUUUUCCCUUUGAUCAAAGCUCAGGUUAACGUGUGCCAGAAACUAGCAAACUGCUGCGACACAUAUCAAUCACGGAAAUUAUGAUAACAUGAAAUGUGACCCUUUUUUUUCUUCAACUCCCCAGGUGAAUUCACAUGGAGGUCAAGAGUCUCCCACAGUAAAUCAGCUGCGUUGCUCUUGAUUAUGUGUCGCUGUCGCUGAGGGGCCAGCCUUUGUGGAAAUGGAUAGCUCUUGAUCUUUGUCCUCUUGUGGUUUUUUUGAUGAUGACAACAAAAGCUCCAACCCUCAUUUCUCACCUAGCUACAGACUGCGACCACGGGGAGGGGAGGGUUCAUCAGACCAACGUCAAAGGGAUUCUUAACUCUUAAUGUAAAAUGAUGCAUAGUGAAUCCUACAGUUCAAAUAUUUCACAUUAUAAUCUUGUGUUUACAUAGUGUGUCUGGAAAGUAUUCACAACGCUUCACUAUUUCCAUAUUUGUUCCAACAUCUGAGUGAUUGGGAUAAAAGGGUCUUAGUCAGGGAGGUGACCAAAAACCUGAUGGUCACUCGAGCAUUGCUCUGCAGCACUCCACCAGUCAGGCUUGUAUUGUAAAUGGUAAAUGGACAAGUUCUUAUAUAGCGCUUUUCUACUCUUUCUGAGCACUCAAAGCGCUUUAUACAACUAAUUCAUUCACCCAAUCACACCCAUUCACACAAGCACUUUUUUCUGAGCUCUUAAGUGCUAAGUAUCUAUCAUUCAUACACUCCGAUGGACACAUCGGAGAGCAACAUGGGGUUAGUAUGCAGACUGGAGCAGCCUGGGUUAGUGGCUGACCUGCUCUGCCACCUGAGCUACAGGUGCAGUUUGCCAAAAGGCACCUGAAGGAUGGUGUGAUGAAACAAAGACUGAACAAAGAGCUGGACAUCAGUCGAUCAAUGCCAUGCCCACAGUGAAGUAUGGUGGUAGCAGCAUCAUGCUGUGAGGAUGUUUUUUGACAGCAGGAACUGGGAGACUAGUCAGGGUCGAGGUAAAGAUGAAUGCUGCCUUGAUGAACUUGAACCUGAUUCAACAUCUCUGGAGAGUAAUGAGAACGGCUGUGCACCGCUCCCCAUCCAACCUGACGGAGCUGUUAUUGCUUCCAAAGAUGCUUCAACAAAGUAUUGAGCACAAACUGCCAACGCUUAUAUACAUGUCAUGUUUUUGUCUUUUAGUUUUAAUAAAUAUGCAAGAAUUUCAAGCAAACGUUUCUUUUACUUUGUCAUUAUGGGGAAUUGUGUGUAGACUUUUGAGGUGACAUGACAAAAUGUGGAAGAAGUGAAGCUCUGUGAACACUUUCUGGAUGCACUGUAACAUAAACAUUGAUUGCAAUCACUGCCUUUUUUCCCUUUAUAAUAUCAAAUGAAUUAAUAUCCAGUCAGUGUGGAUUUCUUUUUCAUGUGAGAAUUCAUGUUUGUGCUUUAAGCUUUUCUUAGAUUUUUAUGUUGCACUUGCUCAUUAGCAGUUCUGAUUUUCUAUUAAAAUUGUGAUGACGCUGAAGGCAAACAGCACUGUAUUGUUCCUCCUUCCCAAUGUGCUGUAUUCGCUGCACCAGCACUGUACUCUGAAAUCUUGCUGCCCUCCAGUGACGCAGAAUGUGAAAUACUGCCUUGGUGUACGGUAAUGUCAAAUGUGCUUAUGUGUUUUUCCCCGAAUUCCCAGAGCUGUAGGCAUGCUGUUCAUUUUCAGUUAUAAAACCACAUUAUUGUACUGAAAGAGUAGGAAAAAACAAAUUACUUCUGUUUUCAUUGAUUAUCUCAAAAUAGCUUGUUUUAUAGAUAUUUAUUUUGAAAGACAUAAAAUUAGAAGUUACUAAAACUACUCCCUACCUGAAUAUACCUGAAUAUACCUGAGUAUACCGUACACCACACUGGACCAUUAGACUUGCUACAGUUAUGUGAAACGUGUAUUAUGCUACUGUGAACAUUUAGUAGCAUCUGCUGCAAUGAAACAUUGAAAUGUGAAAGUGGCUUUUUCUUCUUUUUGUUUGCUACUACUGUUGUCUCGAAAAAUAAAAAGCUAAU
Molecule: messenger RNA, 4616 nt
Organism: Oreochromis niloticus (Nile tilapia)
Lineage: Eukaryota; Metazoa; Chordata; Actinopteri; Cichliformes; Cichlidae
Gene: gjd4
Product: gap junction protein delta 4
Exons: 3
Coding region: 571-1827 (418 amino acids)
Biological process (GO): cell-cell signaling
Cellular component (GO): connexin complex
Molecular function (GO): gap junction channel activity
Source: RefSeq, a predicted model, not a curated record